Molecule: messenger RNA, 1761 nt
Organism: Plenodomus lingam JN3
Lineage: Eukaryota; Fungi; Ascomycota; Dothideomycetes; Pleosporales; Leptosphaeriaceae
Source: RefSeq, a predicted model, not a curated record
AUGACCCUUGGUCGAAGCGUGUCAAAUAUCGCAAAGCAGCACUACUUUCGCUUACUACACACUUUAAAGUGUAGCAGUGCAAUGCCCUCCCAUUCUCAAAUCGACAUGGAUCCCUUGUUCUGCUACACCAGUGGACGAUGGCUAUGGAACGAGCGUGAGCAACUAGAAGCUCGAUAUCGCCAUUUUGACGUGCCCAGCCUUCAGCAAGCGGCUUGCCAAGCUGUCGGUGCAAACGAGUGUAUAUCUUUCAAGAAGAUCGGCGAAGGCAACCACAACAAAGCAUAUCGUCUAGAGAUGGAAGACGGCCAAAAGGUCAUCGCAAAAGUCCCCCACCCUAAUGCUGGCCCACGAGUACUUACUACUGCAUCGGAAGUGGCAACGAUGGAAUUUGCCCGAACCGUAUUGAACAUACCUGUCCCACGAUUUGUAGAAGUUGAAAGGAAAUUACUCUCAGUCUCCUUUGAAAAAUUGGGAUCUUUGUAUUUUAAAGAGAGUGGUAUCGCCGCAUGCGAGCCGGCCAUCGUUACAGCUAGUCCGCAAGACAUCGUCGGACACGUUGAAUCAACUUAUUGCAUUGGGCCCAUCACUCGAAGGGAGUCCUGGGAGAAGGAGCGCAGUGACAUGCAAUAUCAUGGAACAUCUUCUGUAGAAUACCUCAAGUCUGUCGCUCGCCGUGAGAUCGACUGGAUCAACGCCUAUGCGGACCCACAGGAGCCGAACAAAACUCCAUGGCAAUACACGAGUCCACAGCAGAAGUCCCCAAAGGCUCACACAGAUCUGUUGGAGAAGUUUCUAGCCACAAUUCCGUACAUCACUCCCAAAGACCCAGAGCUUGCCUCUCCUACACUUUGGCACCCAGAAUUCCAUGCUGGAAACAUUUAUAUCGAUGAACAAGCCCGGAUAUCAUGCAUCAUUGAUUGGCAGGGGGCCUGGGCUGGCCCGGUAUUCAUCGGAGCCAAUCCCCCAAUGCAACUAGACUACGGGGUUGAAAUGUUGAUGAAGCUCCCUGAAAACUUCAAAGCACUUGACGAUGCUACAAAAGAUGAGCUCAGAUACCAAGUGUCUCAGUCUGUCUUAAUUCACACGUACGAAACUGCUACGGCAGAGAAGAACCCUCUGAUGUACAAGGUUAUGCGACACCCCCAUGGUCAGACCCUCAAGCAAUUAGAUGCUUUUGUUGGCUCUACCUGGAACAACUGUCUCUUCCCCUUUGAAGAGUGUUUGAUUCGCGUAGAGAGUGAGUGGGAUCACUUUGGUACUAACGAGCCUUGUCCGUACCAUUUCUCAGCAGGGGAAAUACGGCAACACUACGAAGAGGCGGAGUCUUUCAACAAGAGCCAGGAACUCUGGAAAGAUUUACGUGGUAUCUUGACUGAUGAAGGUUAUACGUCGAAGGAAAGUUUUAGCAAAGCUGUCAAAAUACUCAGAGAUUUACGGGAUGUCGGGCUAGGUGACCUGAAGGGCGAGGAACGACGCAACUUCGACAAAGAAACACGAUGGAUUUACAGACAGAGAACGGUAUCAAAAGUGAUGCCAGAACAGUUAUCAAUCACCCAUGUGGCCUCAGGAGGAUCGAUACCUAGGAAGAGCCGACAACGUCACUCCUAUUGGGUUCAGAUAAUGGGCGCGUUGGCUGCGAUCCAGCCGUCGUACACCACUUCAAACCAGUCUUCGGCGAAGAUGCUGCUACGUUUCGACCGGAGCGUUGGCUCGAAGCUUGCUCAAAUUGAUGCAAAAGUGUAUGAUGCAUCGUGGUGCUGA